Messenger RNA from Miniopterus natalensis, 1125 nucleotides. Lineage: Eukaryota; Metazoa; Chordata; Mammalia; Chiroptera; Miniopteridae. The record is from RefSeq and is a predicted model, not a curated record.
AUGCCCCUGCGCCCCUGCCCCUCGCCCAGGAGCUCCCACGGCGCCCCGACCCUCUCUGCCUUCGUGCACGGCUCUGAUCCUGUGAACACUGGCGAUGGACUGUUUCUGCCCAGCACCUGCCACAGCAGGACCUGGCUCCUGGGCAACGUGGAGGAAGCCUGCGGUGGAGCCCGCUGUGGCCAAGUGCCCGACCACACGCAGGAGCUGUGCUUGGAGAAGGGGGGCGUGCAAAGUGCCCGCCUCCACAGGGUUGCCCUGAGGACUUGCACCAAGGCCAGGCCCCGUGAAGGGACCGCAUGCCCAUCGGGAGGCUCUUCGGCCGAGCUCCAGUGCGUGGCUCAGCCUUGCCAAUCAGGAGCCAGCCAGCAAACGGGUGGUGCCAUCCAGGGCUGCCAACCUGGGAGCUCCGUGGCAAAGCGCUGUCCGCCCAAGACUUAUGUGUCCAAGAAUUGCCGAACCCUGGGACUUGAAUCCAGCCAGUGCCACAGGCAGAGCCCCGACUCCAGUCCCCGCAGACCUCCUGCCUCGGUCACGCCGGGGCCACGGCUCCCGGAACCUCCUGCCAGCGCGUAUGAGCCCACCUGCUGCGUGACUGGCGGCUGGCAGUUGCCUAGCGACACCUGCCACAGCAGGACCUGGCUCCUGGGCAACGUGGAGGAAGCCUGCGGUGGAGCCCGCUGUGGCCAAGUGCCCGACCACACGCAGGAGCUGUGCUUGGAGAAGGGGGGCGUGCAAAGUGCCCGCCUCCACAGGGUUGCCCUGAGGACUUGCGCCAAGGCCAGGCCCCGUGAAGGGACCGCAUGCCCAUCGGGAGGCUCUUCGGCCGAGCUCCAGUGCGUGGCUCAGCCUUGCCAAUCAGGAGCCAGCCAGCAAACGGGUGGUGCCAUCCAGGGCUGCCAACCUGGGAGCUCCGUGGCAAAGCGCUGUCCGCCCAAGACUUAUGUGUCCAAGAAUUGCCGAACCCUGGGACUUGAAUCCAGCCAGUGCCACAGGCAGAGCCCCGACUCCAGUCCCCGCAGACCUCCUGCCUCGGUCACGCCGGGGCCACGGCUCCCGGAACCUCCUGCCAGCGCGUAUGAGCCCACCUGCUGCGUGACUGGCGGCUGGCAGUUGCCUAGCGAGUGA